AUGUCACUCCCCUCCAGACACCUCCCCGAGAGGAGCAACUCCUCGCAAUCGAUCACGCUUCUGCCUGCUAAGGCCUACAUCCCACCAUCCUCCGCACGAGCCACCACUGAGUCAAGUAACCCUCUUAUCCAUGCCCACGUUGGAGAUGAAGCAAUGCCAACCGAAGAUGAGAUCAAAGACGCCACCACGAAAAGCAGAUCUUCUAGCACGACCACGGCCUCGAGCUAUGCCUCCAGCAAUGAUGACGAGAAGAAGGGCGUCCUUCCGCGGGCCGACGUGAAAGUUCUCCACGACUUUUCCGAUGAAAUUGUUGGGCAGCGCCCGGUAUCCCUGAUCGGCGCCAAUGAUGCUUCCACUAGUCUCCAAGUACCUUCUUGCAAACGUUUUCCGAAACCCCUUAUCGGUACUCCCCGUGGCAGCAAACGGGCGUGGGGAAUGUGGAUCGUUGUCGACGAAUCGCUUGACGGCUUGAUCGACCCCCUGCUGAUCCAUAGAAAUUAG
Letharia lupina is the source of this 501-nucleotide messenger RNA. RefSeq lists its product as uncharacterized. The transcript is spliced from 2 exons. Lineage: Eukaryota; Fungi; Ascomycota; Lecanoromycetes; Lecanorales; Parmeliaceae. The coding region runs from base 1 to 501 and encodes 166 amino acids. The record is from RefSeq and is a predicted model, not a curated record.